GCUGUUUUGACUACUUUGUUGGCAUAAAAAAGGUAGUUGCUGCUAAAUCGGAUUGAGUGUUGGACGAGAUAAAACUUGGUGAGAAUAUGUCUGGGAAAGAAAAUUUUAUCGCAGUGAAUGGAGUGAAGGUUGAAGAAGGAACUGAUGAAGUGAAGCAAGACAAACUGAUUGAAAAAAAUGGAGCUUUCGACGCAGACAAACAUCUGGAUGAAGAACUUGAUCAGAAGGAAGGAAGAGAAGCAUGGGGAAGUAAAGCAGAAUUUCUACUCGCAUCAGUGGGUUUAGCUGUUGGCGUGGGUAAUGUAUGGAGAUUUCCAUACUUGUGCCAAAAGAAUGGUGGAGGUGCAUUUUUGAUUCCGUACUUUUUGAUGAUGAUUCUGCAAGGAUUUCCUUUAUUCAUCAUGGAGUUUGCUAUGGGUCAAAGAAUGAAACAAAGUGCAGUCAGAUGUUGGACCAAUGUCCAUCCUGUCUUUUUUGGUGUUGGCAUAUCAUGUAUGCUCGUUUCGUUUGCCAUGUGUUCUUACUACAUUGUUGUCAUCACGUGGUGCUUGUACUAUUUCUUCGUUUCCUUCACAAAAGAACUUCCUUGGCAACAGAAAUUUUGCGAUAAAUACGACGCUUACAUGAUCGUUAAAAAUAAUUUAACACUCUGGCAGCAACAAAACCAAAGCCUAGUAUGGGUUUUUAACGCAACACAAAAAGCUCAAGCCAUGGUUGAUAAUUUUACGGAUUGUUGCGUAUUAGAUCCGCCGCAGUAUUACUGGUACCAUUCUGCACUCCAAGUUUCGCCUACAAUAUCCGAUGGUAGUAGUGUCAAUUGGAAAAUCUUUGGUUGCUUAGCAGCCGGAUGGUUUGUCGUUUACAUUUGUGUCCUGAAAGGUGUCAAAUCUAGUGGAAAGGCUGCAUAUUUUACCGCAACGUUUCCGUAUGUGUUGCUUUUUAUUCUAUUUAUUCGUGGAGUUACACUAGAUGGAGCUGGUGAUGGAAUCAAAGCUUUUUUCACCCCUGAUAUAGACGGUAUUCUAAAAUUUGAAGCAUGGAUGGAUGCAGCUACGCAGAUUUUUUACAGUUUAAGUAUUGGCUUCGGUGCAUUGAUAGCAUUCUCAAGCUACAUGCCAAGAAAGAACAACUGUGUUAAUGAUGCGAUAACGGUGGUGUUGGUGAACUGUGGAACAUCUCUCUUUGCAGGCAUUGUAACUUUUUCGUUUCUUGGUUAUCGACACAAAAGAACCGGCAUUCCUGUCACAAAGGUUGGUACAGGACCUGGUUUAGCAUUUAUGACUUACUGUGAAGCGUUUCUGUUGAUGGAUGUGUCUCCAUUGUGGGCUGUUUUGUUUUUCAUGAUGUUGGUGCUGCUUGGAAUAGAUUCCGAGUUCGGUACAUUAGAAGGAGCAGUUGCUCCUCUUUAUGAUUUGAAAUGGGUGACAAUGGCGAAACCAAAAUUCAUGGCCAUCAUUGCAGUGUCAUUCGUUAUCUUGGAGAUAGUGUUUUGUUUGGGCAAUGGUUAUUAUUUAUUCCAAGUGUUUGAUGAUUACUCAGUUCCAGUUCCUUUGCUAAUUAUAGCAUUGUUUCAAGUUCUGGCGUUAGGCUGGGUGUAUGGCUUGGAUAGACUGGCAAAUGAUAUUGAAUAUAUGACAGGAAAAAGACCUAAUAUAUUCCUAAUGGUUUGCUGGAAAUACGUUUCACCUGGUGUACUUAUAAUCGUGUUUAUUGGAUACAUUGUUACUAUGAUCUCCAACACACCUACAUACAAGGCUUACGUUGGUUGCGUACAGGAUCCUUUCGACUUGUCCAUCAGUGAAGGUACAGAAGUAUGGUGGAAGAAGUUUGUCUAUCCUUGGUGGUCACAACUGCUAGCCGCUGUUUUAGUGUUAAUGUCUGUAUUGCCAAUUCCAAUAUACAUGUUCAAAAAUUGGCCAAAAGGUGGUUUUACUGCAAUCAAAGAGCACUUACAAAACAAAGCAAGUUAUUACCCAGAUCCAAGCUGGAUUGAACCAGAGAGACGAAUCCCUCCUGCUGAGAUGGAGAAGCAAAUCCGGGCGGCAGAUAAGGCUGCAUUGAAACAGUUGUAUAUCGACCGUGGAGAUAAAAGAUUUUUUGAUGUGAAAAACGUUGAAUCAAAGCACGAUUUUUGGGUUUAAGAUAAUAUCUUCUAAAUGUUUUUGCACUAUGUAGACUGCACACUGUAAAUAAUUGGUAGCAUCCCAUCCACAUAUCCACACACAACUCACAUCGAACCUUCUAAUCAACCAGUGGAGUAUAAACUGGCAUUUUUGCAGCCAGUUUUUUAAAACCUAUAAGAUGUCGACCAUUCAGGCGUUGUGCUUCUGAGUACAUCCCAUUUCCAUGUUUUUAGCUAAUAAGAUUAGUGGAGUACUUUUAACUUUAAUGUUAAUUAUUUGCGUCCCAUGCAUUUUUUUUUUAUUCUAUCCAUUUGUAGUACGACAGAGCAACAGAGUCAACGCAUGUUUACGAGUUAGACUAAUAGAAGUUGUGUCAAUCUAUGUUCUUUUUUUAGAACAUAGAUUUACUAAAACAAGUGCACUAAAAUGUUUUUAAUAUUUUUUAAAAAAUAUGUUGUAAAUAUUUACAAGCGUAUUUAUAAACCGGCACAGUUUGAGAACUAACUUUUCCAGUUAAAACAAUUUGCAGUUAAAUUAUUGGCGCCAGAUGAACGGAAACAUUCGCUUUCGCUUAUAAGCUAAUUUUUACGUACAUUUUUUGGUAAAACUAGCCUCGGUUCCCAUCAGUGCGUGAUAUGAAUCAAUUUUAACAAGGGUGAGCUGUGUUUAAAAGUAGAAAUAUUUAAUAGGCGUGUUAUUUAACGCUGCGUGUUUAUAGGUUAACGUACUUUUUAAUAAUGAUGUACUCACUAUGGCAACGCCAACAAUAACAAAUAUAUUUUCCCUUAUUUCGUUC
Hydractinia symbiolongicarpus is the source of this 2919-nucleotide messenger RNA. Its product is annotated as sodium-dependent neutral amino acid transporter B(0)AT3-like. Lineage: Eukaryota; Metazoa; Cnidaria; Hydrozoa; Anthoathecata; Hydractiniidae. Gene Ontology annotation, cellular component: membrane. Gene Ontology annotation, biological process: sodium ion transmembrane transport. The coding region runs from base 87 to 2141 and encodes 684 amino acids. The record is from RefSeq and is a predicted model, not a curated record. The transcript has 10 exons.